Messenger RNA from Rhizopus microsporus ATCC 52813, 639 nucleotides. RefSeq lists its product as uncharacterized. The transcript has 2 exons. The annotation marks the transcript as partial. The record is from RefSeq and is a predicted model, not a curated record. Lineage: Eukaryota; Fungi; Mucoromycota; Mucoromycetes; Mucorales; Rhizopodaceae.
UUACCCCUACUCAUCUUGGGUUUGGGUUGGACUGGUCAGUUCUUGACUGCACUGAUGUUGUCUAUGCAAAUGGACUAUGCUGCAACCACACGUGAUGGCAGAAAUGGCACCAUUAUUUGGACAUUACCUGAUAACUGUGCCUCUCUCGACGUUACUUCUUUACCCUUUGCACAAACUGUACUUGUCACUUUUCCCAUUAAGCAACCACAGUGCCUUGAUGCUCUCAUAAAUGCAUAUGAGGCUCAACAUGGACAAUCUUCUCAAUGGAUUCUUCUUUCGUCCACGCGUCCAUUUAGUGGUGACCCAGCUGAUAGACAUACACCACUCGAUAGAUCCAAAGAUACAGGACGUAUGUCUGCAGAGGAUACUCUUAUUCAAAGAGGUGGUUCUGUUUUACAUUUAGCAGGCCUCUGGGGAAAUCAAAGGCAACCAAAGAAUUGGGUUCCCCGUUUUCCAACAGCUGAAGCCAUACGUAAUAAACUCCUUCAACGUCAACUUCACUUGAUUCAUGGCAAAGACGUUGCCCGUGCUAUUUUGGCAGUCCAUCAGCAGUUUAAACCAGGGGAAAGAUGGAUAAUUACCGAUCAAACUUGCUAUGACUGGAUAAAGCUAUUUUUAGCUUGGGGCAGUGACGAGCAA